UGGGACUCGAUGCUUUUUAAACCCAAUGGACCAAAACACCAUUGUUGAGGUGAAAGACUACGAAAGAAAUGUAGACGUAUAUUUUAAAGUUCUUUUUUCGAUCGACUGCGCUUUAAUCGUCUUUGGAAUUCUGGCCAAUUGUGUUGUUUUGCUUGUGCUCUUCACUUCUAACAAGCAACACAAAAGUUUAUCAACGUUCCUGAUUAUGUAUUUGUCUGCGAGUGAUCUUGUGCUGAGAGUGGUUGGACUUUACACAGUAGUCAUAAGAGCAAGAAAAUGGACGCCUCUCUUUCACUGCAAAUGUUUGACCUUUAUUCAAUAUACCUGUUGUGCAUGUGUUUUUACUCUCUUGUCUGGAAUAGCAGUGGAUCGUUAUGUUCACAUCAUUCAUCCUCUAAAAAGUCUAUAUUUUAAACCCAGAAAAGCGGUUGUAAUCGGAAGUAUUUUGGUAUAUUCUGCAGCAGUUUCCGUCUCGUUCCUCGUCAGCGCAGAAACCAGGGAUGUACGCCGCAGGUUUUGGUUUCAACCACACGGCCCUAACUCCACCAGACGAGCAGUCGAGAAAUUCAUCCCCUAUCCUGGCGAAAGCUUCUCCAAUUCAUCCAACAUUAGCAUGACAACUUUCGACGUGAAUCCUGAACGAAAGACAUGCGUAGCGCUGGGUAUAGGGACACUGGAUGGCCAAGUCUCUAUCACUACAUACUUUACUCUUGUCUUCGUUGCACCUCUGUUUAUAAUGGGAUAUUCAUAUGCAAGGAUUUUCUUUUUUCUUUCCAAGAAAGCAAGAAGGACGAAAAUCUCAUCGCACUUCGCUAGGUCCAGGAUGAAGGCUGUAAAAAUGUUAAUAAUAGUCGUACUUAGUUUUCUGUGUAGCUGGGGUCCUAUAUUAGUUUUUGAUCUGCUUCAUGCGUAUAACCUAACAGAGGAAGAUUUCAUUCAUUCUUUUCCAAGACGUCCUGUCUUGGAAUCGUUGUGCUACACCAGUUCAAUAAUGAACCCUGUUAUUUAUGCUUUCAAUGACUCAAGCUUUAGAAAAUCAGUUAAGAAUAUUAUUCAAAACUUUCAUGUGAAAUAA
Molecule: messenger RNA, 1075 nt
Organism: Actinia tenebrosa (Australian red waratah sea anemone)
Lineage: Eukaryota; Metazoa; Cnidaria; Anthozoa; Actiniaria; Actiniidae
Product: QRFP-like peptide receptor
Biological process (GO): G protein-coupled receptor signaling pathway
Cellular component (GO): plasma membrane
Molecular function (GO): G protein-coupled receptor activity
Source: RefSeq, a predicted model, not a curated record